AUGGAGACCGUACGCUCGGGCUUGCGAAUCGUCGGCUCCGUCGCCGCGCACGCCGCCGUCGGCGUCGGCGCCGGGUCCGUCGCCGCGGUGUCCACGGUCCUGCCGUCCACGGGCGGCGCGAUCGACCUCAUCGCGGUGCGCCAGCCGGACGGGUCGCUGCGAUGCUCGCCGUUCUACGUCCGGUUCGGGAAGUACCAAGGCCUCAUCCGCGGCCCGGAGAAGGUGGUGACCGUCACCGUGAACGGCGUCCUCACGGACUUCACGAUGCGCUUGGGGCGGAACGGCGAGGCGUUCUUCGUCGAGACGACCGAGACCGCGGAGCUCGUCGACGUCGCGCGGCUCGCGGCGUCGCUCGAAGACGGCGGCGCGCAGAGCGCGGACGUGAGCAUCUUAGAGGAAGGCGCGACCGACGACGAGCUCUCGGAGGACGACAUGAGUAACUUAGAGGGAGAGAUCGCGCGCCUGCGGAGGGGCGUCGCGUCGACGUCGCGCGGGAGCUCGGGGGUGAAUUCCGACGACGGCCUGGACGCGGGACCGCACCCGUUCCUUCGCACGAUCUCGUCCAUCUCCCGCGCGGAGCGCGAUCUCCUCGCGCGCGCGGACUCGCUCGACCCCGAGGACAUCGCGUCCGAGGUGGAGAAGCUCGCGCUGGAGACGGCGAGCGCGCGCGCGAACCGCGGCGACGGCGAGGAGACCGCCGGGGGAGACGAGAAGACCCUCGAGGGGCUGCGAGAGGUAGCCGCGAAGCUCGAUCUGGACGCGUCGACGACGGACGCGGACGCGGACGCGGCGGCGCACGGCGGCGGCGGGAGCUCCGGCGACGACACCGCGAAGGAGGUGAGCAAGGAAGGCUCCCCGGACGCGGCGAAGCGCGAGGCGACCGCGGCGGCGGCGACAGCGGCGACGCGAGAGGCGGCGGCGACGGCGGCGCGGGAGCAGCUCGCCGCCGCGGACCCCGCGCCCGGGGGGUGGGGGUGGCUGCACGGCUGGCGCGGGGAGAAGACCCCGACCGCGGCGUCUGCGGCGUCCGCGGAGGUGUCCGCGCGGUCGUCGCCGGCGAAGCCGCCCGCGGACGUCGUCGACGUCGGGUCGAUCGAGCGCGGGUACCUCAGCGAAGUGGACGCGGGCGCGGGCGCGGGGAAGGACGUCGAAGGACGCGGCGCGAAAAAAGCCUCAGGCUCCGCGGCGACGGGCGGAUCGCUGUUGCGAGCGCGGAGGAACACGACGAACUCGUCCACGGAGACCGUGCCUCUGUUCGUGUCCGUGCCUUCCGUGCCCAUGGGCGCGGCGCGCGUGGACCGGACGGACUCGCUGCGCUCGUCCGGGGAGGUGGACGCGAUGGACGACGCGACGACGUCGAUGGCGGCGGCGACGUUGUCGCUGCUCGGCGGCGGCGCGAACGGCGGCGCGGUGAUUCCUCACCUCGAGCUUUCCCUGUGCGGCGGCGACCUCGGGGCUUUCGACGAGCACCGCGUGGAGUUGCACGCGUUCGUCGCGGACCCGAGCGCGUUCGCGACGCACCCCGCGCUGCUCGUGAGGCCGGCGCGGCCGCGCGGCGCGCCGCCGGCGCCGCCGCUGCCGUGGGCGGCGGCGGCGCCGCAUCUCCUCGGGCACCUCGCGUUCGGGACGCCGCUCCCGGGGUCGUGGUUCAACACACCCGGGGGGGCGAUGAAGUACGCGUCCGUCCCGGGGUCGCCGAUCGCGGCGAGGCGUUCGUUCAGCGCGGGCGGAUCGCCGCUGCGCGCGCCGUCGAGCGCGGCGGCGGCGGACGUGACGCGCGCGGCGAGGGGGAAGACGUUGAAACGACCGAAACGGAAACUCCGGAAGAGCAUCACGCUGAACAGCGAUCAGGUGUCCGCGCUCGGUCUGCGACCGGGGAAGAACGUCAUCGCGUUCUCGUUCCAGUCCCGCGUCUGGGGCCGUCAAGAGGUGCAAGCGCACGCGUACUUGUGGGACUGGAACGCGAAAGUCGUCGUGUCCGACGUGGACGGGACAAUCACGAAAUCGGACGUGUUGGGCCACCUCGCGCCUAUGGUCGGCAAGGACUGGAACCACGCCGGCGUCGCGACGCUGUACAACAACAUCAAAGAUAACGGCUACCAGCUCAUGUUUUUAUCCUCCCGGGCGAUAUCGCAGAGCAAAAACACGCGGCAGUACCUCGAGAAGCUCACGCAAGACGGCGAGACGUUGACGCAAGGGCCGGUGAUGCUGGCGCCGGACCCGCUGUCCACAGCGCUGUACCGCGAGGUGGUCGUCAGGCGCCCGCAGGAGUUCAAGAUGCGAUGCCUUCGCACGAUCCGCGACUUGUUUCCCCCGGAGUGGAAUCCGUUCUACGCCGGGUUCGGGAACCGGGAGACGGACACGGUGUCGUACGCGAGCGUCGGGGUGCCGCCCGGGAGGAAUUUCACGAUCAACCCAAAGUCCGAGGUUGUCGCGGAGGUCACGAAGAUGACGAAGCGGUACACGCUCGCGGGGAUCAACGAACUCGUGGACGAGAUGUUUCCCGCGGUCGAGGAGAGCGUGGACAUCAAUGUUCCCGCGGAGUGCGACCAGUUCGGGGAUUGUCAGUUUUGGAAGAAGGACAUCCCGGAGAUCGACCUGGACGACUUGCCGUGA
Molecule: messenger RNA, 2616 nt
Organism: Micromonas pusilla CCMP1545
Lineage: Eukaryota; Viridiplantae; Chlorophyta; Mamiellophyceae; Mamiellales; Mamiellaceae
Product: lipin family protein
Exons: 1
Coding region: 1-2616 (871 amino acids)
Molecular function (GO): phosphatidate phosphatase activity
Source: RefSeq, a predicted model, not a curated record